GGAACAACUGCUCUAUACGAUUCGCUGUAAUUGGCAACAUUGAUUGAUAUUUGUCAAAAUAAUUCAGUCAAACAAACGAACAUGGAUUCUUUGGCUGCAAAGCCCGAGAAGUUUAAUGUGUGUAGUAGAAAUGCAUAUGAUAAAGUAAUAUCAAAUACUCCCAGAAACAUGUCAGCUAAUAGUACUAAUAUUGUCCAUAAGUUAUUUAAUAGAGAGACAUUUGGUGGAACAUCUAGGAAAAGCAAUGAUAGGGGUCGCAGAGUGUUUGAGCGGAUCCCCCCGAGACUGCGGUUCUGCCUGAUGGACAUAGUGCCCCUGUCCUACCUGACGGAGCAUGUGUUCAUGGGCUUUUCCCAGUGCGGGCAGUUCCUACUCAGCUUCACAUACAGCUGUAACACACAACUAUACUUUAGAGAGAGUUCUAAGUUCACCUUACACUUCCUGGCAUGGGUGCCUGGCACCAUAGUGCGUCCAGUGCACAGCGUGCCAUUGUUCGGAGACGAUUGUGUGGACAGCAAAGUGACCAUAUCCAUGGCACAGUGGAAACACAACCCAGAUGCCUUAGUUGUAUAUGGAAUUGCAGAUUCCUGUUCGGAACGGUCCUACCUCAGUGUUAUAGGAGUACCUCGCUUAGGGUGUAAGAAAUGCGCAGCUUUUUCUAGAACUGAAGAUGAUCUAAUUUGGGGCAGAAGAUGUAUCCAACACAACUUUGCGAUACACACGAAAUUCUUCUGCACGUCCGACUCUAGUAUGUACGAACCAGUAGUUCAGCUCGCCUACUCCAAACAGAUCAUUAUCUACACUGACUUCAUCCACAUACUCGAGAUAGACUUCGUAGAACCUGACCCAGAGAAAGCAGAGAGGGAAGCAGAAGACACAAAGAACUUUUUAGACAGGGACAGGGAGGAAGUCAACUCUAUUGAUACGAACCCCGACACCCCGGCGUCAGACGUCUCCGCACCAUUUCAGUCUCCAAAAUAUCAGAACAACGUCGUCCAGAAUAUCUUAGCAGAUUUCUCAGACUUCGAGAUGGAACCGUACCAAAUGUCUAAGCCUGUGCGGUUGCCUGAUGUUAUGGGACAAGAACUAUGUAUUCAGGCCUCCUCCAUCUCUCACCACAACUUGGUAGAGGAAUGGGAAGGACCCUCGCCAUCCAUCAGGACGCUGAUCAGCCCUCCACUACGGUCUCCGAGGCGACGGCCGGCUGAAAGCAUGUCACGGUUCAACGAAACGCAUAGAACAAUAGCGGAGAAGGCUUACGAAUUCGUAGAGGAAGCAGAAACUAAAUGUGAGAAACUCAGUAUGUUUAGGAAACGAAGGUUAGCCGACAAGAAGUACGAGUUCUCCGAGGACAACAACGAAAACAUCGUCCCGUUCAGGGUGCUACGGAGUAACAGGAAAUAUUUCAUAGGUUCCACGAGUAAAAGUCAGGUGAAGCGAGGCAAGUCUCCUACUGGGGAGAACGUGGUGCUGAGAGCACACAACCAGAUCAGUCGGGCGCCCUCGCCGACCACCAGCUCGGAGCUGAAGAACCCUGACCUGUCCACGCUGGAGUCGGACCACAACAGUGAGUCCGAGUACCGGGUCACGGAGAUGUUGGACGACGGCUCUCUAAAAACUGUCGCUGUGCACGACAACACCUCGAAGACUCUCUCAGACUGCCCGGUCAACGAACAAGACCCGUAUCUCGUGCACUCUGGGAACUCGAAAUGCAGUAAAUUCUUCACGCGUUACUUCGUGGAGAGCGAUGAUGACAUAACUUCUAUUAUCACGGACUCAGAAGAUGACUGCAUCUCUGGGUACCACGUGGCGCUGCCGCUGUCGGCGCACGGCGCGGGGUACGUGGGUCUGCAGGGCAUCAGCGCGGGCGCGUGGGAGCGGCUGUGCGGCGCCGGCCCGCCGCUGCUGCCGCUGACGCUGCGCGCCCACCAGCGCUCCUUGGACACAGAGCUGCUCUGCAACGAAGUCUGCGGCCGACUCUGCAAUAUUAACAAGAAGAAGUUCAUUUACUGCUUCGACUGGGGCUGCCAUGUUAUUGAUGUUUGCCAGUCUAGCGGAUGCUUGUCCGGGUUGUGUGCGAUGUGGAUGUGGGCGAGCGACGACAAUGGCGCCACGGCGGAGUGCGAGGCUUGCAAGGACGUCAGUGCGGGCUGUCUCGUACAUCGGCAACAGUACGCUGCAGAGUGUUUGUUUGUGUGGGAUCUUGUGAGCGGAGUGUACAGGACUGAGAGAGUUUCCAUGACAGAAGACUCCAGCCAGGAGGGAAGCAGAGUUUCAGGUGCAGACCGCGCUCGGGAGCUAGCCAAGAAGCUGGGCCCGAUCAACAUGCCGCCUGGCAAUGAGAAUAGGUUGCUAACUACGUUGACAGAUAUAUGCAUUGUUACAGGGCGGUCACUCAAAAGACUGACCGAUGUGGACAACUGCAUCGAAAUCACAAAGAAUCAUCCCGACAGCUCGGAAUCUGAGUCAUCAGCGGAGGAAGACAGUGACUACGACUGAUUAUAUUCUAGAAACAUCUAUAAUGCAUAAUUAUAACCUCUAAAGUGAAUUUUACGAGGUUCCUAUGGACUAGUUUGUUAUGGACACGGAGAAGUAACUAAGUGGAAUGCUAACGUAAGGAAAUAUGUUUUGGUGUAUCUUGCUAUAAUAUUUAUGUCAUUUUUAAAACCAUUAUGUAGCUGUCUUAGUUAAGAAAAAUACUCAUAUUUUUAUGUGACUGAAUCAUACAGAUUGUUGGCUUUAUUCCAUAUUUUUACUUGUUUAAAAACUUUGUAUUUUUUUGGUAUGUUUUGAGGUACUUUAAGUCAAGGGUUAGCACUCCAAUGAUUAUAUUCUCCGUGGUUGUUCGUCACAAAGUAAACAACGAAUGGAAGUCGAGUACGUAUUGUAUAAAUGUUUUUCUCCUUAGGAGUUCAAGAAACAGGUUCUUAGUAGUAGAUCAACUGAAGUAUUUAUGUUUAUUCCUGUUAAUUGCCGGAUUUGUCUUUGAACAAAGUAUUAUUUGUUCUUUAUUGUGAAUGUUCUAUAUUUGUCUUUUGUGAACAAAGCUUAGAACUAAGCAAUAUAUUACAGUGAGACGUGUUUAAGUAAACAUUGGUUUUUCAAAGGCAUAUAAUAAUAUGUUCCCUAUUGAUAAUAAGAUAAAGUGUCGUAUCUGAUUUAAGCCGUAAUAAUAUAUUAUCCCUUUUCAAGUAGCGUGGAAUUUUAGUCACAUGUAGGAUCCCGAUUUUUAUUAUAGUAGUAACAUUUACCUCUUUUUACCCGACUCUAGGAAGGGUAUUGUUUUUUAAAUAUUAUUCCCAUAAAUACCCACUCAAUUUUAAACAAGUUUCUACCAUUUUGUGUCUCUUGUAAAUAGUUUUCUGACGAAAAUAUUUGAUACUAAUAGAAUCAGUGUUGUAAAAGAAUCCGUUUCUAUAUUUUCAUAUGGAAUUUUACUUGUAAUUUAUAACAUAACAGCUACUGCAAUAGUAACUUCUUGUUAAGAUAUUGUCGUUGUUCAGAUUCUAAUUUCAUAAUGGAGUAGGUAGAAAUGUAAGUAGACUACAUUUGGUGUUUCUUAAAAAAAUACUAUUUUGAAGAAGUAAUUAUCCACGAUGAUUAAUAAGCGAUUAUUAUGUAUCUAACCGCCGUACUCAGAGUCAUUUAAUGGUUAUUUAAACCAGCCCUUAGUAACGAUUUUGCUCCGAAAACAAUUGCUAAGUAACCAUUCAAUGACUCUGUGUGUGGCAGUUAGAAACUUAUAAACAAAAUAUUAUUCUUAUUGCUAUCGGAUGACACAGUUAACGUUUUUAUAAUCAAUAUAAUUUUUGUAUGAAGGUGUAAUGACUUUGUUUGUCGUAGAAACACCUCUCUUAAAUAAUAUGAAUACAGCAACUCUGUCUUUUUAGAACUUGUGGUCGGUUGUAAAGCAUUGUAUUGCGUACUUAACGAUUUAUGUAUCCCACUGCUUGUUUACUUAAAUAGUCUGUGCGAAAAGACGUAUAGUUAUAGUAAACUGCCAAUAUUAUCAACAUUCUGUAUCUGUGACACUUUUUUAUUUAUUUAUUUCGUGUAGAUGAUUACUGGAGUGAAUGACUUUAUGUGUAGUUUUUCUAAUGUACAUAUUAUGUAAUCUAUACUACGGAAGGAUCGUUGAUACGUCUUUUUGCGACGCAUUUUCUUACCUUAAAUAAAAGAAUUGUCUUCGCAUCCGGCCUUUAGACUAGCAACGAAUCGUCGGAUACUCAAAUGGCUGACUGCCGCAUGAUAUUUCAUUGUACAUAAUUAUAGUCUUAUGAUUUAAUUUAUGUGUACCGUUUUAAGUAGAAGUUUCCACUAUCAAUGUCCAGUUUUGGUGUCUGUUAGAAUGAGUUUAGCUCCGCUCACGAUAUCUGUAUUCUAUGGGUUCCUUGUUUAACUAUGGACCCUAAAAGACUGGGGUAUUGAAACACCCUGAUUCUGUGUAACACUAUCGAAUGCAUAAGGGGAAAUACCAUUACAGUUUACCCUUUAGUCUUUAUAAAGUAACUCAUUCGCUGAUAAUUUGUAAAGGAUAAUUAGAAAUCUAAGAAUAAAAAUGUGCAAAAUAUGAUCUGUUUACACAAAUCUGUACACUCCACUUUUAUUGUAUCAAAACCUCAGUCUUUAUUGAUAAGAUAAAAACACGUGUAUUGAUGUCUAUGUAUUACUUUUUACUGCAUUUAUGUAUGUAUAAAGUUAUCAAUUACAAGUAGUAUGAUAAUCAUCAAUGAUAUUAAUGUGUAAAUGUUUCAACGAAUGACCAUUAUAAAUGGAUUCUAGCACAUCUGAGGUGAAUGGCGUAAGAUAGUAUGAGCUUAGGUGUGGACUGUUCUUCUUAAUAUAAGAAGCAAGUGGUGUUUGCAAACAAUUCAUACAUAUGUGCUGGAAUUCACUCCUAAAUAUGAACCUAGGCUCAUAAAAGGUUGUGAUUGUUUGAACAUAGGUUUGUAAAGAGAAGUGCCUCUGUGACUUGAUCAAUACCCUCCAACUAUACCACCUCUUUCAACAAAUGUAGCUAUUUAUUUUAUCUGUGACACAGGCAGUUUAGUCUUUCAUGUUAGCAGUUCUCUAUAGUUCUGAUCUUGAAGAUUUUGUAUAUAUAUUUUUAUUAGUGAUCCGAGAUCUCACGAUACUAGACUUAUGAACUGUGGAGGGUGAACAUACUACGUAAUUUUGGAGCAAAUAUGAAGGCAAUGAGUACUACUAGCGUAUAGAAUCUUAAUCAUAUUUGUUGAGCCGUAUUGUAUUGACCUACGUUAUGGUCGAUUUCACUCUUUGCCAGUUAUAUUGUGGCGAUGGUUUUAAAAAUGUUUCUAAUGAAUAUGAAGUAGAAUAGAAAAAAGAGAUUAUCCUAUACAGUAAUUACUCACGUUGCGAUAACGGGAUCAAAGGUCGAGAUUAUUACAUUUGGACGCAAUAUUUAUCAUAAUGGCAAGCAAAAUGUAUCAAAUAUGGUGCCAAAAAGGAACUCCAAGGUCCAAACGCAACAGAGCGGGAAAUUAUAUAAAUUACUGGAUAGGCUCUUUAAAAAUGAAUGUUUAACAUAUUUAUCUCACUAACACGUGAGCAGUUGUGAGCUCUAGUCUUAAGGAUUGAAUGAUAGCACUAGUGUGUAACCAACCGCUCCAAGCCAGAGGCAUUCUGAACUAAGUAACUAAGCAAUAUGUAUGUAACAAUGGUUGUCUCAGAAUAUUUUUCUCAAAUGUCUUAUAAAGGAUUGAAAAUUGUAUUAAUCAGCUUACAGUAGGUAAGUCAGAUGAUUGCAUUUAAUUUUGUGUUGUACCUGUCGACAAAGACACUGACAGUGUUACUUGCCAUCAAAUUGUAUUAUACUAUAGAUAGGUAUGAAACAAUGCAUGAUGUAAUAAUAACAUGAAUAAUUAA
Molecule: messenger RNA, 5886 nt
Organism: Spodoptera frugiperda (fall armyworm)
Lineage: Eukaryota; Metazoa; Arthropoda; Insecta; Lepidoptera; Noctuidae
Exons: 10
Coding region: 82-2499 (805 amino acids)
Biological process (GO): protein ubiquitination
Cellular component (GO): Cul4-RING E3 ubiquitin ligase complex
Source: RefSeq, a predicted model, not a curated record